Messenger RNA from Scomber japonicus (chub mackerel), 984 nucleotides. RefSeq names its product arylalkylamine N-acetyltransferase 2 (gene aanat2). Gene Ontology annotation, molecular function: aralkylamine N-acetyltransferase activity. The record is from RefSeq and is a predicted model, not a curated record. Gene Ontology annotation, cellular component: cytoplasm. NCBI's taxonomy places the organism in Eukaryota, Metazoa, Chordata, Actinopteri, Scombriformes, Scombridae. Gene Ontology annotation, biological process: response to light stimulus; circadian rhythm. The coding region runs from base 354 to 980 and encodes 208 amino acids. The transcript has 5 exons.
GGACAACCUGCUAUUCCUGUGGCUUCAUUUGAGAGCAGUGCUGCUAAGUAAAUCAGCUCUGAUACAAAUUGUCAAUAAGAGGCUGUUUUGAAAGGCCUUGAGGAAUUAUUUCAUGGACUGCACCCUUCCCCUUUCAAGCCGGGCAGAUUGAGGGAGAGGCAGGUCACAAAAGGUCAUUUCAUCUCUGGACAGCCGUGUUCGUGCUCGCCUGCAACAUCUGAUGAUCUCACAAGUGGAUAUGUUGUCGCGUUUGUGAUUGGCCAGCUGUCCAGAUGAUGUGGCCGGUGGCUUGAAAUAAAGGAGAUUUCCCAUUCAUCAUUGAAGUGAAGACCAAAAGGAAGCAGUAGGGCAUCAUGACACAGCAGGUCAGUGGCUCACCGUUCCUCAAGCCCUUCUUCCUGAGGAUGCCGGUCAGAGUGGUCAGACCUCUGCGGCAGAGACGACACACACUCCCCGCCAGCGAGUUCAGGAACCUCACGCCACAGGAUGCCAUCAGUGUGUUUGAGAUUGAGAGAGAGGCAUUUGUCUCUGUGUCUGGAGAGUGUCCACUUACCCUGGAUGAGGUGCUUAACUUCCUGAGUCAGUGCCCUGAGUUGUCGUUGGGUUGGUUUGAGGAGGGACAGCUGGUAGCUUUCAUCAUCGGCUCUGGCUGGGACAAAGAGAGGCUUUCACAGGAAGCCAUGACUCAGCAUGUCCCAGCCUCCCCCACAGUACACAUCCAUGUGCUGUCAGUGCACCGUCACUGUCGCCAACAGGGCAAAGGCUCUAUCCUGUUGUGGCGGUACCUGCAGUACCUGCGCUGUGUUCCAGGCCUCCGCAGAGCUCUGCUGAUUUGUGAGGACUUCCUGGUGCCCUUCUACCUCAAGGCCGGCUUCAAGCAGAAAGGGCCAUCAGCCAUCUCUGUAUCCAACAUGCAGUUCCAAGAGAUGGAGUAUACGCUCGGCGGGCAGGCGUAUGCACGACGAAACAGCGGCUGCUAGUCAA